AUCACUUUUAAAUUUGUUUACACUUUUUUAAAAGAACAUAAAAAAACCAAAAAAAAAUAAAGAUAUUAUCACCAUGGCUAACGCAAGAAGGUUGGUCGUCAAGGCAAACAAUACUACUGUAGGUUCAUUGAUUCUGAUGGCCUUGGUGUUUGGUUCUUGCGUGGCUAAUGGUGAAUAUCUCGGCGGCCGCCGUGGCCUUGCCGCUAAUUCCGGUAACCCCACGGUCUAUGAUAUUACUAAGUUUGGAGCUGUAGGAGAUGGUGCCACCAAUUCUUUCAAGGCGUUUUUGAACACAUGGAUCCAAGUGUGUAAUAGUCCUGUACCAGCAACGCUACUAGUUCCUAAAGGGGAUUUUUUGGCUGGUCCAGUUAUUUUCGCCGGUCCAUGUAAGAGCAAAGUGACCGUCGAUGUUCAAGGAACGGUCAUCGCUACAACGAGCGGAUACGCGACUCCUGAAUGGAUCUUAUUCGAGCGUGUCGACAACGUGCUCCUCACCGGAACUGGUACAUUCCACGGUAAAGGUGAAGAUGUAUGGAAAGCAGAUGGAUGUGGCAAAAAGGUCCAAUGCAAUCUUCCUCCAACGUCUCUCAAAUUCAGGAACAUGAAAAAUGUUGAAAUCAGUGGCAUAAGCUCGGUGAAUGCAAAAGCCUUCCACAUGUUCUUAGUAAAAACUGAAAAUGUUAAGAUCCACAACAUUAAGCUUGUCGCCCCUGCUGAAAGUCCCAACACGGAUGGUAUCCAUUUGAGCAAUGCAGACCACGUUUCCAUCCUCGAUAGUACAAUAGCAACUGGAGAUGAUUGUGUCUCAGUGGGCCGUGGCUGCAACAACGUAACCGUGGAACGUGUGGUUUGCGGUCCAGGACACGGUUUAAGUAUCGGUAGUCUUGGUAAGUACAAGCACGAGGAAGACGUGAGCGGAAUCCACGUUAACAACUGCACAAUGAUAGAGACAGACAAUGGACUUAGGAUCAAGACCUGGGGUGGUUCAGAUCCAAGCAAAGUUGUGGACGUUAAGUUUGAAAAUAUCAUCAUGCAAAGUGUUAAGAACCCAAUCAUCAUUGAUCAAAACUACGGUUCAAGAGGCGGCGAUUCACGAGUUGAGAUAACAGAUGUGUUGUUCAAGAACGUAAGAGGAACAACAAUUACACAUGAUAUUGUUCAGAUAAUGUGUAGCAAAUCAGUGCCAUGCAAAGGAGUCAACGUUGUUGAUGUGAACUUGGCCUACGUAGGCAAGCCAGGAGGAGAGAAAAAAUCGUCUGCAGGCGGUUUAGUCGGAGCUUUUUGCGACAACGCCAAUGUUAUCUUCGGUGGAAAACUUAGCUUUCCUAUGUGUCCCAAAUAAGUUUUUUGAUAUAAAAAAAAAUUAUUAAUUAAAAAAAAAAACUCAAAAGUUUCCACAAACAUUAUUUUGUUUUGUUUGUGAGUUACGUUAGUUCGGGAAUUUAUCAACAAAAAUUAAUCAUCGGACCUUUGAUAAUGUUUUCCCUGAUUUGUUUUUGUUUUUGAAGUUUCUUGGAUUGUAUAAUAAACAGAUCCUUCAGCUGGGUUGGUUGUUGCUAAAGCGUUUUAGUUGUUAGGAAUUUGGUCUAUGAGAAUUAGUGUAUACAUCCAUCGAACAUAAAUAAAAUUGUUCUAUUUAAA
This is a messenger RNA of Camelina sativa (false flax), 1641 nucleotides long. Its product is annotated as exopolygalacturonase. The record is from RefSeq and is a predicted model, not a curated record. Gene Ontology annotation, molecular function: polygalacturonase activity. Gene Ontology annotation, biological process: carbohydrate metabolic process. Lineage: Eukaryota; Viridiplantae; Streptophyta; Magnoliopsida; Brassicales; Brassicaceae.